Molecule: messenger RNA, 1596 nt
Organism: Yamadazyma jaroonii
Lineage: Eukaryota; Fungi; Ascomycota; Pichiomycetes; Serinales; Debaryomycetaceae
Source: the annotation of a GenBank genome assembly
AUGUGUGGUAUAUUAGGUAUCGUUUCAUCCGACCCCCAAGCCAAUGUGGCCCCAGAAUUGUUUGAAGGAGCUAUGUUUUUACAACAUAGAGGUCAAGACGCAGCUGGGAUAGUUACUUGUGGUUCAAAAGGUAGAUUUUAUCAAUGUAAAGGUAAUGGUAUGGCUAGAGAUGUGUUUACUCAAAGUAGAAUGAAUAACUUAGUUGGAUCCAUGGGAAUCACUCAUUUAAGAUACCCAACUGCUGGUAGUAGUGCUGGAUCUGAAGCCCAACCUUUUUACGUCAAUUCACCUUAUGGAAUUUGUCUUAGUCAUAAUGGGAACUUGGUUAAUUCCAUUGAAUUAAAGAAAUAUUUAGAUGAAACUGUCCAUCGUCAUAUUAAUACUGAUUCAGAUUCAGAAUUAUUGAUCAAUAUGUUUGCCUCCGAGUUAGAUAAGUUUAAUAAAUUCAGAGUCAAUAAUCAAGAUUUAUUUAGUGCUUUAACAGGUACUAUGAAAGCUAUUAGAGGUGCUUAUGCAUGUGUAGCCAUGUUAGCAGGGUAUGGUAUUAUUGGAUUCAGAGAUCCUAAUGGUAUCAGACCAUUAUUAUUUGGUGAAAGAGUCAAUCCUACCACUGGAUUAAAAGAUUAUAUGUUAGCCUCAGAAUCAGUUGUUUUAAAAGCUCAUGGAUUUGAUGAUUUCAGAGAUAUUAAUCCCGGUGAAGCUGUUAUCAUUCCAAAAGAUCCUCAUCAAAAACCUGAAUUCAGACAAGUGGUAGAACCUAAGAUUUUUGCUCCUGAUAUUUUCGAAUAUGUUUAUUUCGCUAGACCUGAUUCUAUCUUAGAUGGUGUUUCAGUUUAUAGAUCUAGAAUUGAAAUGGGUAAUAAAUUAGCUGCUAAAAUCCAAUCUUUAUUCUCCAAAGAUAUUUUAAAUGAAAUCGAUGUGGUUAUACCAGUUCCUGAUACUUCCAGAACUUCAGCUUUACAAUGUGCUGUAUCCUUGGAUUUACCAUUCAGAGAAGGGUUCGUUAAGAAUAGAUAUAUUGGUAGAACUUUCAUUAUGCCAGAUCAACAAGAAAGAAGAUCUUCAGUUAGAAGAAAAUUAAAUGCUAUGGAAUCGGAAUUCAAAGGUAGAAAUGUGUUAUUAGUUGAUGAUUCCAUUGUUAGAGGUACUACAUCUAAAGAAAUUGUGCAAAUGGCAAGAGAUGCUGGUGCUAACAAAGUUUAUUUCGCUUCUUGUGCUCCUCCUAUAAGGUUCAAUCAUAUUUAUGGUAUUGAUUUAGCUGAUACUAAAGCAUUAGUUGGUUUCAAUAGAGAUGUUGAAGAAAUUUCCAAGGUUAUUGGAGCCGAUUUUGUCAUCUAUCAAGAAUUACAAGAUUUAUUAGAUUGUUGUAAAACUGAUAAAAUCAAAGAAUUCGAAGUUGGGGUUUUCACAGGUAAUUAUAUCACUGGUGUGGAAGAUAGUUACUUACAAGAAUUAGAAAAGAUUCGAGCCCAAAAUCAAAGAUUGAAAGAUCAAAAGGGAAUGAGUGUUGAUGCUUGUAUUGAUGUUAGUGAUAUGGUUGAUGUCAAAGCUGAACUGGAUAUAAGUAUUUAUAAUAGAGGAGAUUAUAAUCCAUAG